Messenger RNA from Rodentolepis nana, 2097 nucleotides. Lineage: Eukaryota; Metazoa; Platyhelminthes; Cestoda; Cyclophyllidea; Hymenolepididae. The record is from the annotation of a GenBank genome assembly.
AUGGUCAUUUCUAUUUAUAGGUUGCUAUCUUUAGUCCUUAUUACCCUUGUUACUGUGUCUGUAGCUCAAUCAAAUGAACUUCAGGUGAUUGCUUUGCGGGGUGAAAUAGAUGAUGCAGUUAGUCGUUUUGAACGAUCACUCCAGGUCUUUGGUUAUAAGUACACGUUUGCCGAUGUUUCCACUUAUGGACGCAUUCCAAAAGAUGUGUCCUUCUCUGAUAAACUACACACUAUCAGACACAUUACAAAUGGUCUAGAUUCAGAAUUCGUUCUCAUCCUUGACAGUCAUAUAUCACUCCUGCUGAACCGCCCAGCUGAUUUGAUUCAACAAGCCGAUCAAACUGGUGCCGACUUCUUGUUUAUUGAAUUGGACACCAAUUCCGAUAAAACACUGCCUUCUGGAGAUGAAAUCUUCAGUGGUAUGCUGGCUAGAACAAAGAAAUUGAAUAACCUGAUCGAAACUCUACCCGAUGAACCCUCCGAUAGUCAAAAUUCGGACAAAAUUGUAAUUGACAAAGAUUCCGUUCUCUUUCAACUUGUUGACGAUGAUUCCGGAGUUCACCUGAAAAUUCGAUAUGAUGGUGACCGUGGUUACGUCCAAAAUGUGAGGAAAGACACCGUACCACCUAUUCUUAUUGCGUCUGCUGAAGGAAAGCACAAAUUAAACUCACUUUCAAACUACCUGGCUCGUGCCUGGUCACCAGAAUCCGGUUGUCAAAUCUGCGAUGAAGAAAAAUUGGACAUCUCCCGCCUUAGCAAGGACGACUACCCAAUUGUUCAAAUGACUGUUAUGCUAACUCAACCAACUCCAUUUCUCGAAGUCUUCUUUGAACGCCUUGGAAACCUCACUUAUCCAAAGAAUCGCAUUGAUCUGGUCACCUACUGCGCAGUUGAGAAACAAAAGCCCAUUAUUUCUGAAUAUGUGGCUAAGUACGUCAGCGAGUAUCAUUCAACAAAGGAAGUCCAAACAGAUCCAAACUAUGGCCCAUAUGAUGCUUUCAGAGAGGCUAUGUCUUACUGCUGGAAAGACACCGAAUGCAAAUACGUGUUCUACGUUGAAACCACAACUCAACUGACAAAAGUUGACACCUUGGAACACUUGGUAGCAGCAAAGCGCAAUGCAAUUGCACCGAUGAUGACCCGACCUGGCAAAUUCUGGUCCUCUUUCUGGGGUGCUGUCACUGAUGAAGGUGCCUAUGCUCGAUCAGACGAUUAUUUCGACAUCGUCGAACGUAGGCAAACGGGAAUUUGGAAUGUUCCAUUGGUUGGAGGCUCGAUCCUUUUCUCCAAAUGGGCGAUUGAACAAAUUCGUGAUGAAAUUGAAGAUUCUGGGUUUCUUCUAUUUGACAUUUCUAAUGCCGCUUUCCAUCGUAACGUUUUCCUGUACGUGGACAAUCGUAAAGAAUUUGGUCAUUUAGUAAAUCCAGAAACUUACAACUUUGAUCACCUUCAUAACGACCUCUGGCAGAUCUUUGAUAACCCGAAAGACUGGGAAGAUCGCUAUAUUCAUCCGCUUUACCACAAUUUUACUGGUCCAACUGUUACCAAAGACGAUUUCGAACAACCUUGUCAAGACAUCUUCCAAAUUCCUUUAAUGUCAGAGACUUUCUGCCAACAACUCAUUGAAGAAAUGGAACACUUUGGAAAAUGGUCUGACGGUUCAAACUAUGAUCCGCGACUUGAAAGUGGCUAUGAGAAUGUUCCUACCAUUGAUAUCCAUAUGAGACAGGUUAAUUGGGAAGAGCAUUGGAUGCAUGUCUUGCAGAAAUACGUAUAUCCCAUUCAACUCAAACUCUGGGAGGGAUACUAUGAUAAACCAACUGCUAGAAUGAACUUCGUCGUCAGAUACAAACAGGGUGAACAGCCGUCCCUGCGUUUGCACCACGAUGCGUCCACGUAUACACUGGAUAUGGCUCUUAAUCGUUAUAAUGUUGAUUAUACGGGAGGUGGUGUUCAUUACCCACGAUACAACUGCACCUUAAGAGAAACUCGCGUUGGUUGGCCAUUGGUUUUCCCGGGUCGCCUCACGCAUCUUCACGAAGGUCUGGAGACUACUAGUGGGGUUAGGUACAUCUUCGUGACUUUCAUUCAUCCCUGA